This is a messenger RNA of Paraphaeosphaeria sporulosa, 1089 nucleotides long. Its product is annotated as NAD(P)-binding protein. The record is from RefSeq and is a predicted model, not a curated record. The coding region runs from base 69 to 1085 and encodes 338 amino acids. Lineage: Eukaryota; Fungi; Ascomycota; Dothideomycetes; Pleosporales; Didymosphaeriaceae. The transcript has a single exon.
UGCAGCAACAUCAUAGGUGGCGCGAUAUCUUGCCACGUUGACCACAGUCAUUCUCAACCUCUCACGAAAUGGCAACUUCAGAACCCCAAUUCCACUAUUGGCGAACCCUGCUCUGGAGUCAGUGGUGCUUCACGCCGCCCUACCCGGAAACGCAAUGGACUGGCAAGAUUGUAAUCGUCACAGGUGCGAACAUUGGACUCGGACGAGAAGCAGCACGCCACUUCGCACGCCUCGGCGCUGAAAAAGUCAUUAUCGCAGCGCGGAACCUGGACGCCGCGCAAAAGGCGAAAGCAUCCAUCGAAACCUCCACCAAGUGCGGGCCGAGUGUGAUAGAAUGCUGGCCUCUGGACCUAUGUUCCUACGACUCCGUGAAAGCCUUCGCGACACGCUGUAACACUUUACCCCGACUGGACUGCCUCCUCGAGAACGCAGGGGUGUCGAAAUACCGCUUCUACAAGACCGACGGCGCGCUAGACGAGCUCCAAAUAACAACGAACGUCGUCUCAACCUUCCUACUCGCGUUCCUCCUCCUUCCAAAACUCAAAAAAACAGCGCUCACUUACGACACGCAGCCACACCUCACAAUCGUGACCUCGGAGCUGCAUCACCAGACUACCAUCCCGGAACGCAAAGCACUCCGCCAGGGCGUACACAGCUCGCUGCUCGACGCGCUCAACGACCCCCGCACGUCCAGCCGCUCAGGUCGCUAUCCGACUUCCAAACUUCUCCAAGUGCUCUUGCUGCGAGAGCUAUCCUCCACACUGGGCCAGGACUACCCCGUGGUGCUUAAUUGCGUGAACCCAGGAUUCUGCCACUCGGCGUUGACAAGAGAUUUCGCGCCUAUAGCAUAUAUUGGGAAGAUCGCAAUGCGAGCGAGGAGCACCGAGGUGGGAAGUAGGACGCUGGUGCAUGCGGCGAGCGCGGGGAGGGAAAGCUUCGGCGAGUAUCUGAGCAAUUGUCAGGUUGCGCUUGUGAGCAACUUUGUGAGGACGAGUGAGGGAAAGGACGUGCAGGAGAUGGUAUGGAGAGAGGUGCUGGGGAGGUUAGAGGAAAUUGAACUAGGGAUCAGUAAGAAUUUGCGGUGAUGGC